UCAACUUACGAAGCGCGAAUUUCGAUGCUCGCUCGCGAGAAUGAAAUGUUCGUGAGGAAGCUUGACCAAAUGGAGAAGGAGCGUCAAUCAAUGUACUGGGUUGCGCUCAAGAAAAGCAGAGAAUCAGCUGCACAAGACAUUCAGCAGGUUACGUCUUAUAUGGACUCUGUGGAUAAAGCGACCGAAGACCGGAUCGUGUUGCAGCUCCUUCGUGAUGCGUUCUACCAUUAUCUGUUAAACAGAGGUGACUCCAGGGAACAUUUACAGGCCAUAAUGGCGAUGCUAAAUUUUUCGCAACAGCAGAAAGAAGAAGUUUCUGGUAAACGCGGGUGCUCGCACUAA
Molecule: messenger RNA, 342 nt
Organism: Gongylonema pulchrum
Lineage: Eukaryota; Metazoa; Nematoda; Chromadorea; Rhabditida; Gongylonematidae
Source: the annotation of a GenBank genome assembly